AUUUUUGGCUACAGUAUAUGGCAUCGUGUAACUGAAAAUAUCAACAACGAAUAAUAAACAGUGAAAACUUUAUUAAUUUUAAUUAUUAAUCAUUUAAUUUUUAUUAUAAAUUUAUUGAUAACAAAAAAAUUUAUAAUGGCGAAUGCUAAACCAGUUCAUCAGCCGAUUCGGCUUUCAGAAUAUAUCAACGCAUCUAAUAAAAGUUCUGACAAAAAACAACAUAAACCGAGGAUGGAGCCAGUGCGGAUAAAAGACUUAUUAUUGUCAGCUUCCAAAGCAAGAUCAGCAAGUGUUGAUCGUCAAUCAAGAAGAACAAAAUUAUUCGCAGUUCCAAAGCAUACAGUCCGCCGUGCUCUUUACGGAAAAUCACCUUCUCCUUCGAAAAGUACAUCCUCCCAAUCAUCAGUCGAAACCAAAAGCUCAGUAUCAGUUUCCAAACCCAACACUCCAUCAUUUAAAAGAAAUAGAAGUCUAGCACCUAAAACUAAGGCUCGACAAAGUAUGUUACCGCAACCGAAUUUCAUUGUUAAAAAAAACAAACAAAAAGUUCUUGAUAACUGUCCUCCUACUGUAGUAGAAGAGCGUCUAUCAGAAGUAAUGAAAAUAUCACCACAGCCUUAUCAACGACCCACUGUUAUUAAAUCUGUUUCCAAAAAAUGUUCUUCUGUCAUAAAUAACCAGCAAAUUGACAAUUGUGAGGCAGUUCACGUUGAAUAUGGCACAUUUAAUAACAUUGCAAAUAGAACUAUUGACCUUGAAGCUUCAAUUGUUGACAAGGAAAAUAUUCCACCUGAUAAUUUGGAACCUUUGACAACUGACGGAGCUAAUUUGGAUCUUUUUCAGAAUUCUAGACUUGAAAAAAUAGAAAAUGACUUACAGACAUUUAAAGAAGAUUUAAAAAUAGUUAAAGAACAACAGUCUUUAUUAAUUGACUUGGUACAAAAAAUUUUUACAGCUUUGACUGUUAAAAAUAAUGAAUUUCAAAGUCAGGUCAGCGAACCAUUAAAUAAUUGUUGUGUUUCUUCAUCUCCGUUAAGUCAAUUAAUUUCUGCUUCACCUGAUGACAAGGAAAAUAGCAAUAAUAGUAAUAAUAAUAAUGAUAAUGAUAAUAUUAGUAAUAAUUUAAUUUUUAAUAAAAGUAAAAGCGAUCGUAGUAAAAAAAAACAAAGAAGAUCUUCUACAAGCAUGGAAGAACGUCGACGGUCGGCUCGAAUAGCCUCCAAGUUAACUCCCCGAAAAAAUGAUAGCUUUGUUUCGCUGGAAAAUGAACUUAAUAUUGUUCACUCGACUACCAAGUCAUUUUCAGCGCCCAUUACACCAAAAAAUGAUAACCGAAUAAUUAAAUCAAAAAGUGCUAGGCCACUUCGGGAGUACAUGGCUAUGAAAGCUUCCAUGACAUUUUUGGAAACUCCAGAUGCUAGUGGAUUUAGACGGGCUAUCAAUUAUGGAGAUGAUACUCCUGCAAGGAAUAAAAGUUUACGACGAACUAUUUCAACUAAAAUUCUUAAUGAGCUAGAGGAUUUAUACAAUGACUCUGAGGAGGCUGAAGAAAAUUAUUGAUUUUUUUUAACUAUUUAUUUGUAGGAAAAAUAAAAAAAAAAAAUUAGUAUUUAAAUUAUUAUAUUAUCGGGAAAAAUAUACAAAUGACUAAUAGGCUUCUAUUAUUUUCAUUGCAUGUUUAAUUUAAUAUUUUAGACUUGAAAACAUUUAUAAAAAAAACUGUAUAAAAUAUAUUUUGUUUAUUGGCUUAAAAAAGAUAAAUUAAUUUAUAAAAAUAUUGAUAUUAAUAUCUAAAUGUUAGACUAAGUUAUUUGGUAUAGUAAGCACUUGUGAAUUUUUCUUUUUUUAAAAAAUUAAUAAAACAAUUAUUUUACUUUUGAAA
This is a messenger RNA of Cotesia glomerata, 1882 nucleotides long. RefSeq lists its product as uncharacterized. The transcript is spliced from 5 exons. NCBI's taxonomy places the organism in Eukaryota, Metazoa, Arthropoda, Insecta, Hymenoptera, Braconidae. The coding region runs from base 136 to 1560 and encodes 474 amino acids. The record is from RefSeq and is a predicted model, not a curated record.